Molecule: messenger RNA, 4800 nt
Organism: Hyla sarda
Lineage: Eukaryota; Metazoa; Chordata; Amphibia; Anura; Hylidae
Gene: STK40
Product: serine/threonine kinase 40
Exons: 11
Coding region: 216-1547 (443 amino acids)
Biological process (GO): protein phosphorylation
Molecular function (GO): protein kinase activity; ATP binding
Source: RefSeq, a predicted model, not a curated record
GGAGCUUUCCCAUGGUCAGGCGGCGGGCUGGGCGAUGGUACAGGCAAUCUGAUUGGUUACGGCGGAGACUGCGUAAUUUCCGUUGUCAAGUGCGCAGCGAUGGAGAGCCGGGCUUGAUGGUCGGCGGAGGCCUGCCUGUGUGUCUCGCAUUCCGCGCUUAUCACUGAGCAUGAGUCCGGUGUGAGGUGGAGCGAGUGCCGCGUACCAGAUAGAGGAUGAAGAGAAGAGCAUCUGAAAGGGAUUCUGGAGAGACAUCUGCCAGAUCAAAGGCACUGUGCAGCAGUAUCUCUGGAAGUAAUGCCAAGAGGGCUGGGCCAUUCAUUCUCGGUCCACGAUUAGGCAACUCUCCUGUGCCUAGCAUUGUGCAGUGCUUGGCACGGAAGGAUGGCACAGACGACUUCUAUCAGCUUAAGAUACUGAGUUUGGAAGAACGACCAGACAAAUUGGGAGAGACCCAGGAGGAGAGACAAGGCAAAAUGUUGUUACAUACUGAAUAUUCCCUGUUAUCUCUACUGCACAAUCAGGAUGGAGUGGUCCACCAUCAUGGCCUCUUUCAGGAUCGAACAUGUGAAAUUGCUGAAGACAUGGAUGCCAACAAGUUAGUAAGAAAAAUGCGGAAGCGCAUAUGCCUUGUCCUGGAUUGCCUUUGUGCCCAUGACUUCAGUGACAAGACUGCGGACCUAAUUAAUUUACAGCAUUACGUUAUUAAAGAGAAGAGGUUAGGGGAGAGAGAGACUGUGGUCAUUUUCUACGACGUGGUGCGAGUAGUGGAAGCUUUACAUAAGAAGAACAUUGUGCACAGAGACUUGAAGCUGGGUAAUAUGGUGCUGAACAAAAGGACACAUAGGAUAACCAUCACUAACUUUUGCUUGGGUAAGCACUUGGUGAGUGAAGAUGAUCUGUUGAAGGAUCAGCGAGGAAGUCCAGCAUAUAUCAGUCCUGAUGUACUUAGUGGUCGCCCCUACCGUGGAAAGCCAAGCGACAUGUGGGCACUUGGUGUGGUUCUUUUUACUAUGUUGUAUGGCCAGUUCCCCUUCUAUGACAGCAUACCUCAGGAACUAUUUCGCAAAAUUAAAGCAGCAGAAUAUUCUAUCCCAGAAGACGGAAGAGUGUCGGAGAGCACAGUCUGCCUCAUUAGAAAGUUGUUGGUUUUGGACCCACAACAGCGUUUGACUGCUUCAGAAGUUCUAGAGUCUCUUGGAGGCAUCAUAUCCUCAUGGCAGUCUAUGUCCUCUCUGAGUGGUCCACUGCAAGUUGUGCCUGACAUUGAUCAUGUUACCAGUCCAGAGAACUCACAAGAGGCAAAGGUGAUGGAGGAGUCUUCACAGUACGAGUUUGAGAACUAUAUGCGGCAGCAGCUGCUUUUGGCAGAAGAGAAGAAUACAAUCCAUGAAGCCAAGAACUUUCCUCAAAAACGUCAUUUUGGCAAUUUCCCCCCAAUUCGAAGACUGGGGUAUGAUGCUCAGCCAAUGAGCCCUUUGGACGCUGCAAUAUUGGCCCAGCGAUACCUUCCCCCACCACACCUGUCUCUUCCCAAUGCUCACUAACUUUUUUUUUUUUUUUCUCCCCUCCUUUUGGAUUUCAUUUUCUUUGGAAAAAAGAAACUUACAAGUGGAUAAAUCCUUUCAAUUGUGAAAGGUCACAUGGUGCUAUAACCCCCUUUCAUUUUGCUCCCUCCUAUUCCAGUUUGAAAACUAACAUUGCACAUAAGUCUUGUUGUUCUCCCCUCCCCGUUAUCCUAUAGCAAUACACUUUUCAGCACAAGAAAUAUCAACUAAUGUAGCAAUCUUCUGUUUGACAGGGUUUAGUCUUUUGGAAGUUCUUGGCUGCAUACAUAGCAGGCACAGCGCCGCAGCAUUAAGUAUCAAUAACUAGAUAUUACCUUUUUUUAUUUUCUCUUCUCUUCUUCGAUAUGUAUUAUCCCCACUGCAUCCUACCAUCUUAUGGAGAGAUUCUUUUGCAAUCAACCUUUUUAUAUUUACAUAUAUAUAUAGAUCUAUACAUAGACAUUAAAUCUACCUCUUUUUUUAGUAGGGUUCCACAAAGUUAAAAGUGCAGCAUUAGAUGGGUUCUGCUGUGGAAUAGAUUUCUUUUAUUUGCUGUUUGUUCAUAAAGUCAGCCCCCCUUCUAAAUAACAGGGUGGUUUAAUCUAGAUAUUGUGUGUACAUAUAUAAAUAUAUAUAAAUAUAUAUAUCCUUAUAUAGAGAUAUAUAUUUGAUAUUGAAUAUCCGCGGGAUUGCAAUAUCCGUGUAAAAAGAAUAAGCUGUGUUAUAACCAUCAGGCUUAUAACAUCCCAUAUCCUUGAUGUCUGCAAGCUGACGUAUACCUUCCUUCCCCCUGGGUUUUCAUAUUUAUUAGGUGUGUGUAUUGUUCAUAUAUUCCGUGGCUCCAUUGUGAAGCACAGUAGGAUUUAUUCUGCAUGCUUGUCUUGUGUGACAAACUGGAAGGAUAUAGAGGAGCAUAUUAUGUAUGGGAUCUAGAUUUACCGUAAGGAAGAUACCAUAGAAACAAUAGCUUCUACUUGGUGAUCCCACAUAAGUUUCUAUUCCUUCUGUAGUCACCUGAAGGAAUGCUGAAGAGAUGGUAGAGUACCUAAGAUAAUGCUUAGGACCCUAUACAAACGCAUCCCAGCUUUUUAUUUUAUUAAAUGGUUGCAGUUAUAUUUUUGGGUUGACUGAAAAUAGUGAAGUUCUCUAGCUCUACAUAGGUAUGACAUAAAAGACUGACCGUUAGGCGUACACCACCUACUUAUAUGCUGACUCAAGAUGUGGCCAUUGACUUAAAGGAUUAACAUCUCUAAACAUAAAGCAUGUGCAUAUGAUGCUUUCAUAGGAAUUUAUUAGGUAUGCACUAAACGUUAAGCUAAUUCAGUAUUUUGAAGGGGUUCUAUUCUAUUCUUAUAAAAAACCUAAUGUAGAAAGGAUCCCUUGAAUAUUAGGUUAUGGCGAAGUAUACACCUGCUGGGACCCCUAGUAUUUAGCUGUAAUCUGUAGAGAAACGUGGCAGUAUGUGUUCAGUUUCCCUGUGUGAUGUGCCCAUUAUCGAUGGAUUGUUUGUGUAAUGCCUGACAGGUCCAUCUGAGUUAGAAGACACUCCUUGUAGCCAUUUACCACCCCGGCCAAGAGUUGACUAUCUUGAAUGGGGGACCCCUCCAUAAUAACAUAAAAUUCGGCAUAUAAAAAUGGAAUUUCUAAACCAGAGAACCCCUUUCAAGAAAAUUUUGUGACCAGGUAUUGCAAAUGAAAAGUUUUUAUUAAACCUAAGGUGUCUUUCCCGGUGUCGGAUUCAUACAGGUCCAGGACAUGAUAUGGGGAGCUGUGGCUGGGACUUUACAAAAGGCUUUCUUGGAAAUGUUUUUAUCGGUGGUGUUGGCUCUGCAUGGUUCAGAUAAAACCAUAUCCCAGCUGCUUAAAUGACUACAUUUUUUUUCUUCCUCUUAAAGGGGUUAUCCAGGGAUAGAAACACGCAGCUAAUUUCUUCCAAAAACAGCACCACCUCUGUCCUCAGGUUGUGUGUGGUAUUGCAUCUCAGUUCCAUUGAGGUGAAAAGGGCAAAGCUGGUAAUACCACACACAACCUGUGGACAGGGAUGCUGGUGUUUUUGGAAAUAAUUGAGCUCUUUUCUUGUUUCUCUUACUGGAUAACACCUUUAUUGUCAAAAACAGACCUAGAGAUGGCUGCACGGUGUGAGGAUCCAGCAAACAGCUACUCAUAUCUCUGUCUCCUCAGCCAUGUUAAUGUGACUUGUUGUUGGCUAAAAAUGUGCUGACUGCUAUACUGUGCACCUGUGUGUGCAGCACCCGGUUACGCAUGUCAUUCAGUGGAGUGUAAAUUGUUAAUAGUAUAAUUUAGGCUGGGGCCAAAUGACUGAACAGUCAAAAGAAAUCAGCCUUGUGUGGAUUUUUUUUGGCCCCAGCCUUUCGGACAAUAGCCAGUGGUUAUACCUUAGUUUGUAAAAAUUGCAGAACAUUUCAUUAGACAUCAUUUGUAUCCUUUCCUUACAUGUCCUACUAUGUUUUACUGCAUUGGAUUGCGAUCUUAAAGGAGUUCUAUAGUGAAAAAUAACUUAUCCCCUAUCCAAAAGAUAGGGCAUAAGUUAUAGAUCGUGCUAGGACCCCUGCAAUCUCCUGAACGGGGCCCCAGCAGUCUGCUGGAAGGAGGCGUGCCGCCCCCACAUGGAGUGCUGGCCGGCAAGCCCCCUCCAUGUAUCCCAUAGAGAUGCGGGGGUCGGAACGGCCGCUUCCGGCAGACUCCCGGGGCCUUGUUCAGGAGAUCGUGGCACUACUCCUUUUAAUAACUACAUUGUUUGUACCAUAUCACAAUGGAAGAUAUCUCUAUACUGUGAAUACAAAGCCUUGCUAACAAUUGCUAUCCCAACAGCAUUUUUGUGUAGUAGGUGCCAUUUACACCAUAUACAGUGUCAUAUACACCAAAGAGAUCAGUACAGAUCCUGUUGUGUGUACAGUCACAUCAUUGAAAGACUAAAGCUGGGUUCAUACUGUAUUUUGAAGAAAUGAGUACUUUAUUGGCCUAUAGAUGAUGGAUGUUACAGUAUGGCAUUCGUCACAGGCACACAUUCAGUGAAUACGUGUUAACCCUUUUCGUAACCUGUUAUGAUCUGUUAAAUGAAUACCGUUACAGCCUAUGUGUGGCGGAUGUGUUAAACUGAUGCCUAACAUUGGCAUCUGCCACCCCUAGACUAUAAUGGCAUCUGUUUAUUGGAUAUGUCAUGAAAAAGCUGACAAUGUGUUCAGAAAAUGGAUUCCAUAUUAGAGUAUUGAUGUCAGUCUUAAAAGGGUAC